ACACUCUCAGUACGACUCUAGUCGCUUUGCCGCUUGGAACAGGCGCGUUUAACGUUGCCGGCCACACGGAGAGGGCGAGAGAGGCAUGGAUAAUAUUCGCUGAAGACGAAGACAAAUCCGGUAGACAUGUGAACAGAGUGAAUGCAGUGUUCAGUGACGUAAUAAGUGCAAUUUACCAAAACAUUCGUUAAGGUGACGACACUGCAACCAUGGACGUAAAAAGUUCGAUCUCAAGACAAGAAUGGCAUAUACCGCGGCCAUCGCUUGCUACUAAUAAUGGAAGCAUUAAUGACUCGAGUUCUCGCGGCGGCUCCGCCUCCAGCCAAGGCUCAUCAAGUAACCACAGUACACACAGCGUGUCUUCAGGGUCAUUGUUAUUGAGCGCUGCGAAUUUAGCGCGGAUGAGUGGUAGAAAUACAGUGCAAGAAGAAUGUUACCAAAUUCAACCGCAAUCGAUCAAGUUGGGAAGUCAAUCUAAGGCCGUUAUCUCAAUACCCGAGGAAUCGUCUGAGACUACGGACAAAUUUUGGUCGGACGUAAAAAGAGGAUCACUACCCGGCCCUGACGCAACGUCUGUCGCUAGCUCAACCCAUUUCACAGUUGUAAAUGGAUUCACGAAGCAUCGCCCUAGUAAAGAACCGAAGUCGUGUUGCUGCGAUCAUUCUCAUCAGAUAACCGUCCUCGUUAUAUCAAUGACAAUUCUUUUCUCCGCCUGUAUUCUAGCAGCAAUUUGUUUUGUUGAAAUGCGGAUGCGUCGCGAGACUGGUAUGUACAAGUACUCCUAAGAAGAA
Messenger RNA from Melitaea cinxia (Glanville fritillary), 791 nucleotides. RefSeq lists its product as uncharacterized. NCBI's taxonomy places the organism in Eukaryota, Metazoa, Arthropoda, Insecta, Lepidoptera, Nymphalidae. The coding region runs from base 210 to 785 and encodes 191 amino acids. The record is from RefSeq and is a predicted model, not a curated record. The transcript is spliced from 4 exons.